AUGACUGAAGCUGAACCUCUGUUCUCUGAAACUCCCUUGGACCAACUGCAUAUAGGAUCCAAAAAGAGGAAGUUGAAGUCUGAUGAAAUUUCAAGCGACAAUGAUCAAAAUAACAAUGUGUUGAGCAAGAUUUUUAAUGUCAAUGAACAGGCGAUUAUAGUGCCUUCUGUUUCACCAAAGCUAUCGUACACACCUUUGAAAACAGGGUUUUGCUACGACGUUAGGAUGCGAUAUCAUGCCAAACUAUUCACUUCUUACUACGAAUAUAUUGAUCCACAUCCUGAGGAUCCAAGAAGAAUAUAUCGUAUAUAUAAAAUAUUGGUGGAAAAUGGAUUGAUCAAUGAUCCUUCUUUAUCUGGUAACUCAGAUGAUUUUGGCGAGUUGAUGGUCAAGAUUCCUGUAAGAGAGGCUACAGCUGAAGAAAUUUUAUUGGUUCAUUCUUCAGAUCUUUUCAAAUUUCUUGAAUCGACACAGAAAAUGUCCAAAAAGGACUUAUUGAAAGAAACAGAAAAAGGAGACUCGAUUUAUUUUAAUCAUGAUUCCUUCACAUGUGCCAAACUAUCUUGUGGUGGAGUUAUCGAGGCAUGCAAAGCAGUGGUUGAAGGAAAAGUCAAAAAUGCCUUUGCAAUCGUAAGACCCCCUGGGCACCACGCCGAACCCAACUCGCCAGGUGGAUUUUGUCUUUUUUCUAAUGUUGGUGUAGCAGCCAAAAAUAUAUUGAGAAAUUAUCCUGAAUCAGUGAGGAAAAUUGCAAUUGUUGACUGGGAUGUUCAUCAUGGUAAUGGCACUCAAAAAUGUUUUUAUGACAACCCAAAUGUUUUAUACAUUUCGAUUCAUAGGUAUGAAUCUGGCAAGUACUAUCCCGGAACAAAAGCUGGAGAUUACGAUCAGUGUGGUGAAGGAUUAGGUGAAGGGUUCAAUGUUAACAUACCUUGGCCAAUCACUGGAAUGAAAGAUGCCGAUUAUAUCUAUGCAUUCAACAAGGUGGUGCUACCGAUUUUGUUUGAAUUCAAUCCUGAUUUAAUUAUAAUAUCGUCUGGUUUUGAUGCAGCUGAUGGUGAUUUAAUUGGUCAGUGCCAUGUCUCUCCUGGAUGUUAUGGACAUAUGACAGAUUUUUUGAAAACGUUAGCCAAGGGAAAUCUCUGUGUUGCCCUUGAAGGCGGCUAUAAUUUAAACAGUAUAAGUAUCAGUGCGUUAGCAGUAACAAAGGCUUUGAUUGGCGAGCCUCCUGAUCUUUUGCAAAGUACAAUUCCAUGUGUGGAAGCAAUCGAAACUAUUUAUAAAGUUCUGAAACAACAAUCAAAAUAUUGGAAGUGCAUGAGAGCUGGGUUUGGCUUGAUUAAUGAUAUCACGAAAUUGGUACCAAAAAUCAAUUCGCAUCAUGCUCAAUCAAUUUAUUCCAAUUUACAAGAUGCAGUUAGAACACAUCAAGCUAAUGAAUUACAUGAAAAGUAUGGAUUAAUUAAUUUGCCGAUAUUAUUUAAUGAUUUAGGCGAAAAUAAGACUGUCUCAAGCUCAACAACAUAUCAUGUUUUAUCCAAUACCCAAUUUGAUGACCAAAUUCUCUCUACUGUUGAUAUAUAUAAAGAAGAGACUAUUGUUAUGGUAGUCCAUGAUCCAGCAGAAGUGUGGGGAUACAUUGAGCCCAAAUUUGGAAAUAUUGAAUUAUCAUCAUCUGUGAUUGUUAAUCCAUUGAAUAAAUUAUAUAAUUGGAUUGUGACAGAGAAAAAAUAUGGACUAAUUGACGUUUGUAUACCAACAUCAACUAUUUUUUUACAAUCAAGUAAUGGUUUAAAUAAUACCAACAAAAAUGAACAAUAUAGUAAUGUAUUGUAUUCUCAAGAGCUAAUGUUAUAUAUCUGGGACAAUUAUUUGAAAUUUUUCAAAAACUUGAAAAACCUAGUGUUUUUUGGAAUUGGAGAAUCGUAUGCUGGUAUUGUGCAUUUGUUAGGACACAGAUUAGUAGUAAAUACAUCAUUUAAUAACGAUGUUAAACCUAAUAACUAUAGAAAGAACUCGACUAACAAUAUACGAACAAUAAUACCGAUUUUGGACGAAACAUUGGUUGAUUGGUUUUACAGAAAUUCGCUAAUUUUCACGUCAAAUAAGCAUCCAGUAUUUGAUGGUGAUAACGAUUCAAAUGGCAAUGGGCAUCACCAUUUUGGAACAGGCCACAGUAAUAGAAAGCUUCGGAAAAAAUUUGGUAGAGUGAUUAAAAGUGAGCACAGUGAUAACAUAACUGAUGUGUUUAAUGAGAACUGUGAGGAAGCUAUUGAUUUUGCGUUGGAGACAAUAGAAGAUUACUAUAGCAGCGAAGAUGGUUCUGGUUAUACCUCUUCAUCCAGUGGAUUCAAGGAUAAUUAA
This is a messenger RNA of Ascoidea rubescens DSM 1968, 2364 nucleotides long. RefSeq names its product histone deacetylase HDA1 (gene HDA1). Lineage: Eukaryota; Fungi; Ascomycota; Saccharomycetes; Ascoideales; Ascoideaceae. The transcript has 3 exons. The record is from RefSeq and is a predicted model, not a curated record. The coding region runs from base 1 to 2364 and encodes 787 amino acids. Gene Ontology annotation, molecular function: histone deacetylase activity. Gene Ontology annotation, cellular component: histone deacetylase complex. Gene Ontology annotation, biological process: chromatin organization.